Ostrea edulis (European flat oyster) is the source of this 344-nucleotide messenger RNA. RefSeq lists its product as uncharacterized. Lineage: Eukaryota; Metazoa; Mollusca; Bivalvia; Ostreida; Ostreidae. The transcript has 4 exons. The coding region runs from base 87 to 323 and encodes 78 amino acids. The record is from RefSeq and is a predicted model, not a curated record.
CCAUAGAUAAUAUGUUGACCAUCUAUAUAAAGGAAGACCGAGCCGGACCACUCUAGGGUAAUCAAAGACUCCACACACGAGACAAUAUGAAGAUCGCCAUUUUCCUUGUCUGCUUGCUCCCGCUGGUAUUCAGCGCCCCGUCUGAACAUGAUAAGAGGUGGCUCAUUAAUCUCAACUCAGUCAUUGACCAAAUCAAGCACCUCGUUACCCCAGACAUGGAGCAAAGCGCCUGCGAGGCCGCCUGUAAGGCAGCUGUUGCUGGUCUGGGAUCACUCGUCUGUCCUACAGCCUGUUCAACCCUCAUCUCUAGUCUGAAUGGUUAAAUAAAAGAAUGGAGAAAAGCU